This is a messenger RNA of Triticum dicoccoides, 486 nucleotides long. RefSeq lists its product as uncharacterized. The transcript is spliced from 3 exons. Bases 1 to 486 code for a protein of 161 amino acids. NCBI's taxonomy places the organism in Eukaryota, Viridiplantae, Streptophyta, Magnoliopsida, Poales, Poaceae. The record is from RefSeq and is a predicted model, not a curated record.
AUGGUCCAUGCUACCAAGAGGCCGAAGGUCAACCUGGUGCAAACUAAGAGCAUCAGUACUCUCAAGGAUGAAAUAGUUGUACCCAGGGGUACUCUCGUGACUUGCAUUGCAGGUAUAAAUCUGCAGCCUGAAGAUGUUGGCGCUGCUAUUCAAUUUCUGGAGUUCUGCCGCUCAUUUGGCGAGAUCUGCAAAAUAGGGAAGGGGCUACCAGAAGAAAUUCUCAAAGACUUAACUCAACUUGAAGAGGUGUCUUCAGUUGUUGCAGACGUUCACAUAAAUCUUCUGUCUAUCAUAGAAAAUGGCAAAUAUAACCCUUUUAAUAAGUAUCCAAGACAAGGAGAUGAGUGGAUAAGAAAAGUUUGGAUAAGAAAAAUAGGCGAAUACAUCACUUUGGCGUUACAUGCAGAAGAUUUCACCCUUCACAGCUUAAAUCAAGGGGUAUCGGGUUAUAAAAAAUUGAACCAUUCUUGUAAGCUGGAGUGUUGA